UGCGACUGCAAAGGUACAGGUGUCAGCUGCGACUGUACCAAUCAGCAGCGGGCGUGCAACUGUGCAACGAAGUAGUCGUCUACAUGAUCACAGAUUCAUCAGAAGAUCCCGCCGAGUAUUCAGCCCCUUUUAUUUGGGACGACCUUUGUCAUCCUCUUCGUGACAUUGUCUCUUCUUGAAUCCGAAAAUACAAGAAACCUCAAAACACGUGACCCUUACGAGCGCGUACCUGCUAUUUUCGGAUGAAGGUAACAUCUUCUCUUGGUGAGCGUUUUUGUAUAAGAAGCAACUGACCCAGUCGUGAUUUUACCAUUCCCUCCCUCGUAUCUCUCGGCUUAUUGAUUAGGUCUCCGUCUCGUUCAUUCAUUAAGUCUCAUUUCUCGCUGCUCUUCAAAUACAACCCAUCGCAUAUACCUCAAUCCAUCUUAUACCCAUCCAACAUGUCCUCAGUGACCCUCCGCAUUAUGUCCCUCUGGGUCAUCCUAUUUUCAAUAUCUGCAAUGGUUGCAGCGUCACCCGCACCAAUAGAUCCCCAACUUGCAUCGCUCAUCACGAGCAAUAUGAAUCUGAAUUGCGGUCAGAGCUGUCAGGAAUUUAAGGGCACACAACAACUGAAUAAGAAUUUUGCCUUGACGUCUGCAUCGAGCUCAAAUUCAUUCGUACUCGGAGCUAUACUGCUAGCUGGUGGCGUUUUGGUAGCAUAAUGAGGGUAUAUCUUUAAGAAGCGGCUUCCAGGUCGGACUUUGACAUUUUGAUGUACUGUACUUAGUGCAGUUGAUGUAGCGGUAUACUAGUAAACAUCAGUGCUGUUUCUAAUGCUAGUGUAUAAUAGCAUGGACAAGAGACACCGAUGGGCUCCACUAA
Molecule: messenger RNA, 864 nt
Organism: Suillus discolor
Lineage: Eukaryota; Fungi; Basidiomycota; Agaricomycetes; Boletales; Suillaceae
Exons: 4
Coding region: 441-704 (87 amino acids)
Source: RefSeq, a predicted model, not a curated record